CAAUUCCGUGGACUGAAGAAGAGUACAUGGUGUCUGUGCCCUCAGUUUUUGCUUGCUUUGGAUUGUUGCCAGAAUAAGGAUUGCUGUGAAGUUUCCAUCGAGUUUGUGGUUGAUCAGAGUAUACCCUCUGAGGUGGUUGACGUUUCGCUGCGACGUAGUUAUCACACCGGGGUCUAGAGGGUUAGUUCAAACAGCAGGAGCUCGCUCAAGGUCACUGAAGUAGUGAUGAAUCUGCUUUGUUGCGCGUUGAGGAGUAACCGAACUCCGACGUCUACAAGUUCCAGCAUUGAAGCGGUAUCCGUUAAUUGCAGGCCUCGUUAAACAUCUGCUCUCUGGAACAUCAUCUUUUGUGUUGAAAACUCCAUCCCCAGUCGUUCCAGCACGAUUGUCGAUAGAAUAAGUAAAAAGAUUCCAAGUUCUGGCUAUUGACAUUCCAGGAGAUUGAUUCUACACGUCUUACUCUAGUUAGACUUCUGUUGACUUCGACACUGUCCACAACCACAGAAUUCGUAGCCUCUCGAAAACAUUGAAUUGUAUCAAACGUCGCUGAACUCCGUAACUAGCUAGACAGCUAGACAAUUGUAUCGGAACUAGCCAGACAGUUUUUUCGGCAUUCUUCAUGGCGGGUUGUUGCUUUUAGCUUGGCGAUGCAAAUAUGGUUCUUGAGGUUCUAUUGCAAUUUCCUCAAGAAAUUUGGAGGAGGAACUAUAGGAGUCUGUUUAUUCUCACGAACGUCAGAUAUUGCAACUCCAUACCUUCAUUCUUUGCACAGCGGGGGGAUGUGACGAUUUGAUCACUCGAAACGUUUCCCAACUUCAUGACAUGGAGGCUGGAAACAGAAACUGGCACCGCUUGUACUUGCUGUUCUGCCUACUAUGUUGUUUCUGAGACGUUGACGGUAGAGCCUCCAAGCCGGCAUGUACAUCUGUGUACCUCGUAUCUUCUCCGUUUCGAAGAACGUGAUGUGCUUCGAUUACUUGGGCUGCACACGGUUCUGGUCUAGCCCGACUUUAAAAGUAAAGAGCAGCUGGUUGCGAAGUACCUAACAGUCAAAAGAUUACUCGAGGAGCAUCCCAUUGAAUCCAGAGAUUAUCAUGUGGUAAACUAACGCCGAGGGAUGUGUCUGAAUGCAAAGGAUGAGAAGGCGGUCGGCAUGUGGUCCAAACCCGCGUCUCGCUCGUCCAGCGAGCCACAUCAUGGGCCUGAUGUUACGUUGCGAUUGAACAAUUUCGACACUUUAGUAGCCUCUUCUUCAGACAGUGAUGUCUCCAGUUUCAAAAUUGUUGAAUGCCCAAGCCAAGGGCGAGAGGAAGCAUCCACUUCUGUGGUAAUUCGAGAAACCAAUCCUGCUUCUCCCAUUCCGAAGUUCUAUACCAUUGAGGAGAAAACUGCUAUGUUAGGUGUUGCAGAAGCAGCAGCUGCCAACACACUCCAGGUUCACGGAAUCCCAAGGUUUCAGCGCCACAUUGAUCAUGACAGAAGCCGCUUGCAUGACUCCUCAAUGCUGCGUACAUCCGGCAAGGAUAGUGAAAAUUGUUUUAGGGCUGAUGCUGAAGAGCACCGAGCAUAUGUCGCUUCCAACUUGGAAAGUUUCGGGGAGAGGAGCCACCCCUUGGAUCUUUUAGGUUCAAGGCUGGAGGCAGAAUUUUCUCGUGGAGCGAACUUGAAGCAAUGGCCAUUGGGAUCUCGGAACGUCGGACAAAGGUGUGGGUCGGGAGAGUUGGAAAGAACACAGAGUGGCCCGAGCGCCUUUUUAGGUUCGGGUUCAUUGGAUACAGAACAAAGGGGUAGUCUGGAACGAACACACAGCGGACCCAGCUUUUCAGGUUCUGGUGACUCAGAGUAUGGUGACGAUCGUGGCCGGGAGCAAAGUAACAGCAAAUUGCCCUCUUCUCAAUUCCGUGGUGUAGUACCACAAUCAAAUGGACGAUGGGGUGCCCAGAUAUACGAGAAACAUCAACGUAUUUGGUUAGGAACAUUCAACACAGAAGAGGAAGCUGCACGCGCGUAUGACACCGCCGCCAUCAAGUUUCGUGGUCGUGAUGCAAUGACUAACUUUCGGCCAGUCACAGACUCGGAAUAUGAAUCCGAGUUCUUGCGCUCCUUCAGCAAAGAACAAAUUGUAGAAAUGUUGAGACGUCAUACGUAUGACGAGGAGCUUGAUCAGUGCAAGAAGGUCUUCAACAUGGAUGCCGCUGCAAAUCCUGUCAGUGCACGACGUCGAGUUCUCGAAAUGUGCAGGUCAUCUAACCCAGGGACUAGACUAUCUGUUGGAUCUUUUAGCCUGCUCCAAAACACAUUUUCUGCAGACACGUCAACAACUUUAGCUCCACCCAACUUGCCUAGAGACGAGCCAAGAGAAAGCUCGCCCACAAGAGAGCAUUUGUUUGACAAGGCAGUGACUCCUAGUGACGUUGGUAAGCUGAAUAGGCUAGUCAUCCCUAAACAGCAUGCCGAGCGGUGCUUCCCUCUCGAUCUAUCUGCUAAUUCACCUGGACAGACGCUUUCAUUUGAAGAUGUUUCAGGAAAGCAUUGGCGAUUUCGUUACUCAUACUGGAAUAGUAGUCAAAGUUAUGUGCUCACCAAAGGCUGGUCAAGAUUUGUUAAGGAAAAAAAACUAGACGCUGGUGAUAUUGUGUCCUUUGAGCGAGGUCGCAACCAUGAACUCUACAUUGACUUUCGUCGGAAACAGAUUACUGCAGGGGGCACUUCCACAUCUGAUAGAUCCUCAUUUCGAAGUGCAUGGUCUGGACCAUGCAACAACGCUUAUGCACCAUCUAAUGGUCCUGUCAGCCCACUUAACUCUAGGAUGUGGCAGCCGUUCAGCUUUUCCGUUCCCCAUGUUACAGUCACUUCCUCCGGCAUCCAGCCAAGCAGCAUGUAUGGCAGCAUUUACAACCAAAUGAUGCAAUCAGCACGAGGAACAUCUGCGGCAUCUGGUGAUUUAGGGAGUGUACAGGAUUCGGCGAUACCAAGCAUGGCUGGCAGCUGUCUCAACUUGGACUUACAACAUUCGCCUUUAAAAUGUCAUGCGGCUACAGAAGAUUUCAUUCUUCACAUUGAUAGGCCACUACGGCAAUCGGCAGAUAUGGAUGGAGGUUCCAAUAUUCAUGACCGAUCUCUUGUUGCCUCCAGCAGCAGCACAUCAUCACAAAGCGAAGAAGCUCCAAGCACAAGUAGCGGAACAAGACUAUUUGGGGUUGACUUGGAGCGGGCGGCUCCACUAGCGUGCAAAGUCUCCCCUCUUCAGUCAAUUCCCAGUUUUACUUCCUCUGCUUUACAAUCAAAAUUGUCAGAAGGGCAUGAAUCUUCACAAGGAAAUCUUAAAACAAUACAUGAUGGUGGCAAUAUUCCUCCCUCAGCUUCUUUAUCAGCGCUAACUUCUGGAGAAUUCCUUUCAUUUCGACUGGGUAAUGCUUUCAAAUCUUUGCAAUGCAAGCACCCUGUAGAGCAGUCGUCCCCUGAGAAUGGAGGAGCUCCCGUGCGACUCAGCUUACAGGCCAGUACGAGCAGCUCCAGUGGUCACCGGGGUUCCUCGCCACUCAAAAGCACAGCAAUGACGGAAGGAGAGGAUCCCAAAGCAAGGUCUAGCACCGAGAGCGUGGCAUCUGCAUUGGAUUCCAACUCCAGCCGGUCAAGUCCCAUGCUUCUAGAAAAGCGAAAACGCGAGAAUUCAAACCGGGACUACAUGCAAGGAUGCUCGGACCAAGCGGAUGGAGCGGCCAAUGUGCCUCUCACUCUAGCACAUUCAGAAUUUCGGAGCUCGCUAGAGCAAGCUCGUCAUGCGUGGCAUAAACACGAAGAUGAUGCGUCCGCUGAAGUCCAAACAAGCGUCAAGAGACAUUGUUCUCCGAUUCAGGCUUCACUCUUGCGUCAAGGAAGUGGAACUACGGAACAAUCAGACUUCCUGCCAAAGCCAGAUCUGGUGCAGGAAAAACAAAAGCCUCAGUACGAUUCAUCCAAUCUAAGGUGACGAAGGCUUAGACGGCAGUGAGGCUCCCAACCAACAAGUGUUGAACUGCAGGGUGGAAGGGAUCUCACCUUGACCCUUUAUACUACCCUACGCGGAUCUAUCCCUCUGACACAGUUCUAUUGAAUGUUUACUGUAUACGGGCAGAAAGAGUGAUGAAUUUCAAUGCUGCUUUUAUUGUUAAGUUGAACACUGGAACUUGGGUGUUGUCGUUCCCUUGGAGCUGAUUCAAGGAUAGAAUGAUAACGAAGUUAACAAGGGCGACGUGGUUAACAUGCUUGAUGUGCAUGUCAACUGGAAUAUAUAUAUAUAUAUUCUUCAUAUCUCCUAGAGGAAUCCUUUUUCGGAGGUGAUCACAUCGUGCAUAAACCAUCGUACCUUCGAUCCGAGUGGCACAAUAAAGUUCGGUACAUUGUCCAUCUAUGGACCUGGUUCAUUGAAAAAGGCCGUCGAACGUCAGAUCAAAACCCCAGGAUGCUAAACGUUUAGCAGGAUAGGACCUAUGAGAAUUGGGGUUUGUUAAUCCAGCCUCUUAGUUGCCGUUGACGAAACCUGAACUGCAUCGUCACUGUCUCUUCACCUUCGCCUUGGCUUGACAUCGAUCCUUCAUCUUCGACAGGUUGAAAAUGGGAACCAGGAUUUAUUAGCGCAUGUCUUGAGAGUAUUUCCCGGAUUUGCAAUCCAUCUAGAAGUUGCUGCGAGGGCAUAUCCCUGAUACUAGAGAAUUAGGAUUCGUUUUCCAGUUGAGCCAAGUCGUGGAUUCGGAGAGGGGCUUGUAAAUUUCUGAGAUAUUUUUCCCAGGAUAGUUGGAUCUGCGGUCAGAAUGCAUAGGUGACAGGGCUUGCUUUAAUUCCAACAGCUUUAUAUAGAAUCAUUCAUUUUUACUUUCUCAGUGGACAGUUAACAUUGUCGAGGUAGUGGAUUCAUGUCUUUCAUUGUAGAGCCCAGAUAGAGGGCUGUGUAGAUUACAGCGAUCAACCAUCAGCAUUUGUUCUCAUCAUACUAGUGAAAGGAUAUCAGCCGCAUAUUAGACCAUUCGGCCGUUCUCUAAAGUGAGAAGCUGGGCCAGUAAGAGCAUCACUGCGUGUGGUGAAUAGUUUUUACUGCUUCACUUGAACAAUUGAAGCGAUGUUGCUUAUCCAGCAUCCAACAAAGCUCCCUACUCCUAUCA
Molecule: messenger RNA, 5141 nt
Organism: Physcomitrium patens
Lineage: Eukaryota; Viridiplantae; Streptophyta; Bryopsida; Funariales; Funariaceae
Source: RefSeq, a predicted model, not a curated record